Penaeus chinensis is the source of this 659-nucleotide messenger RNA. Its product is annotated as LYR motif-containing protein 2-like. The transcript has 3 exons. The coding region runs from base 302 to 583 and encodes 93 amino acids. Gene Ontology annotation, cellular component: mitochondrion. NCBI's taxonomy places the organism in Eukaryota, Metazoa, Arthropoda, Malacostraca, Decapoda, Penaeidae. The record is from RefSeq and is a predicted model, not a curated record.
GAAAGCUUAGCAGUGUAAGCGUUGACAACAGACGCAAUGUUUACGUAUUUGGAGAGUUAGUGGAUUAUAAAAAAAAGUGGGAAUAGAGACAUAAGAAGUCUAAAAUCCUAUAAAAGCGGAAUGAAUAAUAAUAGUAAUGGAUAUCAUAUAAAACAGAUUAAUAUAUAAGAUAAGAAAAGCUUCAAACUGCAGAAAGAAUAUAACAAACAAGAUUUAGAAAAUAUUGAAUUAAAAAGUCCUAAAACCACAUAAAAUAAGGAAGAAGAAGAGAUAGUGGAAUUGUGGUCAACCAUCUCCGAGAAUGUAUGUUGGUGGCGCCGUGUGGAAGAAGCUCCCCCAGGGAACUAUGAGUCUGAAAAGAUUCAUGCUGAGAACAGAAGCUAUAAAACUCUAUAGAAAUAUCUUGCGACAACUUAAAGAGCUCCCUGACAAAGAACAGCGCAAAGAAAUAAGAGACUGGGCGAGAAGUGAUUUUGAAGCUCAUCGACAUCAUGAAGAUGAGAACACAAUUAGGUCUCUCCUAUACCAAGGGCAGAAGCAGCUUGAAGAACUCGAGAAAAAUAUAAGACGUGCAAAUUCUUAGCAUACUUAAUUGUAUUUAGUUUGACUAUAUUCUAGAAUGGUGUAUAAUAGCUGAAUUAAAAUGUAAUAUCAAUAUA